CCGAAAUGGACCCCAACUACUCCCACCCCACUGGUGGCUCCUGCACCUGUGCUGGCUCCUGCAAAUGCAAAGAGUGCAAAUGCACCUCCUGCAAGAAGAGCUGCUGUUCCUGCUGCCCUGCGGGUUGUGCCAACUGUGCCCAGGGUGGCAUCUGCAACGGGAUGUCAGACAAGUGCAGCUGCUGUGCCUGA
This is a messenger RNA of Manis javanica (Malayan pangolin), 191 nucleotides long. Its product is annotated as metallothionein-1A-like. Gene Ontology annotation, biological process: cellular response to copper ion; intracellular zinc ion homeostasis; cellular response to zinc ion. Gene Ontology annotation, molecular function: metal ion binding. The record is from RefSeq and is a predicted model, not a curated record. NCBI's taxonomy places the organism in Eukaryota, Metazoa, Chordata, Mammalia, Pholidota, Manidae. Gene Ontology annotation, cellular component: nucleus; cytoplasm.